Gossypium arboreum is the source of this 1205-nucleotide messenger RNA. RefSeq names its product zinc finger protein 8-like. The transcript has a single exon. Gene Ontology annotation, biological process: trichome morphogenesis; trichome differentiation; response to gibberellin. NCBI's taxonomy places the organism in Eukaryota, Viridiplantae, Streptophyta, Magnoliopsida, Malvales, Malvaceae. Gene Ontology annotation, molecular function: DNA-binding transcription factor activity. The record is from RefSeq and is a predicted model, not a curated record. Bases 393 to 1124 code for a protein of 243 amino acids.
AUUUUCCGUAAUGAUGCAGGUGGGAGUGAAAACAUAAAUUUUCAAGAUCUUAGGACGUGGGUAGCAGAAUAACUUUCCAAAACAAACAAAAAAAUUUAAGCGAAAGGUAGCCAAGGUAGUAUUUUGACAACCCAAACUGCCAAUGCCACUCUCAUAUCUGACCAGAAACUUGUGGCCUUCCUUGUCAGCCCUCACUCUCAGAUCAUUCAUGACCAUUACCAUUGCCAUGGGUCACCUCUCAUUUGUAUAUGCUUCUCUCUUCCAUUCCCUCUUUGUAGGCCCCACCCUCUCCCCUUUCUCUUAGCUACCUUCCCCUUCUCUCCCUUAAUCAUUUCAGCUCUCUCCGGAGAAAUUAAAACCCAGCCACCGCCCUCUCUUUGUUUCUCUUCUUCAUGGAGAAGAACGAAAGGGAAACUCACGACUUCAUGAACGUUGAAUCCUUCUCUCAGCUUCCAUUUAUCCGUCCUGCCCCUAUAAAAGAAAGGGGUAUUUUUCGUUUGUUCGGCAAAGAAUUCAAUGGUGGUCACUCAGGCUCGGCUAUGGCUAGGAACAAGUCAGACUCAGCAGGGAACAACGAUGAUACAACCAAGGAGAACGAGAAUGGAGAGAACAGCAGAAGGUUUGAAUGUCACUAUUGUUGUAGAAACUUCCCGACUUCCCAAGCUUUAGGCGGUCACCAAAACGCUCACAAAAGGGAACGCCAACAUGCGAAACGCGCUCAUCUUCAGUCAACAAUGGUGCAAAACUCUUUAUCUGAUGCUCAGAUUUACGGCUUCGUUAACUACAGGCUAGCCUCAGCUCCAACACAAGCUACGGCGAGUUACCCUUCGUGGAACAACAGUACUAGCAGUAGGUUUUAUGGGAACCAAAGCUCUUUUCCUCAGCCACCCAUCAGUGGUAGCCCACUGGGGUUAUGGAGCACCCCUGCUACGGUUCAAAGAAACUCAUCUAAUUUCUAUCCCGACCUUUCAUCAUCAUCAUCGCAACCGUCUCCAUUUUUUGCUGGUGAAGAAUUGAAGCCCUCGCAAGUUGUUGGUGGAGGUGGUUCAAGUUCCCGGAGCCGGUACGUUUAUAAAUCAAAUCCAAGAGUGCAAGACCAUGUGAGUUUGGAUCUACAUCUGUAAUAAUUAAUUUCCUAAUAACUUUUUAUUAACCGAGAAGAGAAACAAAAUCAUUGCAGUGCAAGAUGAGAUGGUUAUUUAUAA